This is a messenger RNA of Enterobius vermicularis (human pinworm), 1902 nucleotides long. NCBI's taxonomy places the organism in Eukaryota, Metazoa, Nematoda, Chromadorea, Rhabditida, Oxyuridae. The record is from the annotation of a GenBank genome assembly.
UACUCUGCAUCUUUAUUGCAGGUAUUAAAACCAUUUCUAUUGCGUCGGAUUAAGUCCGAUGUUGAAAAGACUCUUUUACCGAAGAAAGAAGUCAAGAUUUACGUUGGUCUUUCUAAAAUGCAGAGAGAAUGGUAUACAAAAAUUCUUAUGAAGGACAUAGAUGUUGUCAACGGUGCAGGGAAAGUUGAGAAGGCUCGGAUCAUGAAUAUUUUGAUGCAUUUGAGGAAGUGUUGCAACCAUCCGUACUUGUUUGACGGGGCUGAACCUGGACCUCCUUACACAACCGACCAACAUCUGGUAGAUAAUUCUGGGAAAAUGGUGCUGUUAGACAAGCUUCUUAAAAAGCUGAAAGAGCAAGGCUCACGGGUCUUGAUCUUUUCUCAAAUGUCUAGGAUGUUGGAUCUCCUUGAGGAUUACUGCUGGUGGCGUGGUUAUCCAUAUUGUCGCUUGGAUGGACAGACUGCGCAUGCUGACAGACAGAAAUCAAUUGACGAAUUUAAUAAGCCAGAUUCAGAAAAGUUCAUUUUUAUGCUUACUACUCGUGCUGGAGGUCUUGGUAUAAAUUUAACCGCUGCAGAUGUUGUAAUAAUUUAUGAUAGUGACUGGAACCCUCAGAUGGAUCUACAAGCUAUGGAUCGGGCGCAUCGUAUUGGCCAGACAAAACAAGUCCGUGUGUUUCGUUUUAUAGUGGAAAAUACUGUAGAUGAGCGCAUUAUAGAACGUGCUGACAUGAAGCUUCACUUAGAUUCUAUUGUUAUUCAGCAGGGACGGCUUACGGAUUCACAAAAAACGUUGGGUAAGGAGGAUAUGCUAGACAUGAUUAGGCAUGGUGCAGAUCAAGUGUUUGCGUCUAAAGAUAGCACUAUUACUGACGAAGAUAUAGAUACCAUUUUGCAAAAAGCAGAACAGAAGACUGAGGAGCUGAAAAAGAAGCUGGAGUCAUUGGGAGAGGCUUCAUUGCGGAACUUUACCCUAGACGCACAUGAAGACACUUUGUACAAGUUUGAGGGCGAAGAUUACCGCGAGAAACAAAAACUUACUGGCAUAGGGUACUGGAUCGAGCCGCCAAAGCGUGAGAGGAAAGCAAAUUAUCAAGUUGAUGCAUAUUUUAGAGAGGCUAUGAGAGGUGGACAUGCUGAACCAAAAGCGCCGAAAGCUCCGAAACCUCCCAAACUGCCAAACGUCCAAGAUUUUCAGUUUUACCCAAAGCGACUGUUUGAUUUGUUAGAAAAGGAAGUUUAUUUGCAUCGAAAAACUAUAGGCUACAAGGCCCAAAAACAGCCUGAUUUACCUACGAAGGAAGCGGAAAAAAAGCAAAAAGAGGAACAGAAGAAGAUUGACAGUGCACUCCCGCUGACUGAGGAGGAACAAGCUGAAAAAGCUGAACUUUUGACUCAGGGUUUGAGUAAUUGGACCAGACGUGAAUUCCAACAGUUCGUCAAGGCUAAUGAAAAGUACGGAAGACAUGAUCUUGAAAAUAUCGCAAAAGAAAUUGACACAAAAACGCCCGCAGAGGGUGAAGCUCGUAUCCAACGCAGACAAAGCAUUAAAAAAGCUCUAGACGAGAAGAUUGCUAAGUACAAAGCUCCGUUUCAUCAGCUGCGAAUUCAAUAUGGAACGAAUAAGGGCAAGAAUUACACUGAAGAAGAAGAUAGGUUCAUGGUUUGUCAGCUUCACAAAUUGGGUUUUGAUAAAGAUAAUGUUUAUGAAGAUUUGCGACAAGCUGUUAGAGCGGCUCCACAAUUCCGUUUCGAUUGGUUCAUUAAGUCGAGAACUUCUGUGGAACUUCAGCGACGUUGUAACACAUUAAUAUCACUGAUUGAAAAGGAAAUGGGCGAAGUAGAUGUAGGUGGGAAAAGCAAACGUGCUGGUUCAAAAGUUAGUGGUGCAUCAGGCGGGGCA